This is a messenger RNA of Hibiscus syriacus, 2760 nucleotides long. RefSeq lists its product as uncharacterized. The transcript is spliced from 8 exons. The record is from RefSeq and is a predicted model, not a curated record. The annotation marks the transcript as partial. NCBI's taxonomy places the organism in Eukaryota, Viridiplantae, Streptophyta, Magnoliopsida, Malvales, Malvaceae.
AUGGCAUCUUCUCAGCUGGAGAUUGUUGCCUCUUCGACUUUCGGUUGUGUCGUAAAUUAUCACAACUGUAAAGAACGAUGCAGAGACAACAAUGUGAAAAGUGUGUUCCACAAGAAUUUCAACGACUUGGUUCGAGAUCACAUCAAUGGCUGCAUAUCUAUGCCUUCCCCUCAAGGUCCACAAAAUCACCACGUCAACAACGUGAAAAACGACGACCCUUCUGCUUCGACGAUCCCCUCGAGGCCGCCUCCGAUUCUCGAUAGGUGGGUGACUAGGAAGUCCCAAUAUGUGGCGCAAUCCAACACCAACAAACGUGUAAAUGAAGUUGCAGAACCAUUGUUGACUCCUUCACAAUCAUAUUCAAACACUGCAACAUCACCGAUGCCACCGCCUUCUUCGUGUAGCAGGACUUUCGGCGCUUGGGAAACCGAAAGAGUGAGAAUUGUGGAUAUCAUCAAGAAAUUGAAAAAUGGUGAUGAACAUGAGCAUAGUAAUAACGAAUACAUGCAUUGUUUCUCAAUGGUCAGAAACACGCCCCUACUAAGAGGGCGACAAGCAGUCCAUGAUUUGCUCGUACAGAUAGAGCGAGACAAGAAAAGAGAGUUGGCUUCACUAGUGCAACGCCAUGCAGUUUCUAAAUUUCAACAGCGUGGUCGUCUUCAGUCAAUGCUACGGCUUAGAAGUCUACAACGCUGUCGCACAAUUCAAGAUUCAUGUCGUCCACAAUUACUGCGGGCUCAGCUGAAUCGACUCCCACAAGAGUCCUCCGCUAUGCAUCUCAGGGAGAAGUUUAGAACUGGUGCUGAGCGUCUCAUGGCACAGCAGAAUGUUUUAGCUGCUUGGAGAUGCUUUCAAAAGGACAAAAAUUCCACCGGCAAACCCCAGGAAAGGGAAGAUACUCAUUGCCUAAACGUGGACCGGAGUUCAUGGCCGGUUAAACGUUUGAAAACAAACAAAAAUGAACAUGCCAAGCCAUUUUCAGAUGCCAUACAACAGAAGACAAGCCUGGAUGCAAGGUGUUCUCAAUCACCAAUAACUGCAAGAUGUUCUCAAUCACCAAAAACUGAAAGAUGCUCUGAAUCACCAAGAAUUGCAAGAUGCUCUGAAUCACCAAAAAUUGCAAAGCCAAGGACAUCCUUGAAGGGUAAAUCUAUGAAUGAGGUGUCCUUAAAGCAAGAGUCCAACACCCAACAACAUCUCUUCCAUGGCUCACAAGAAAUUGUAACUCGAAAUGAGGUUGCAAAAGCAGACCAGGUGAAGGACCAGCAUCAUCUUAGUCUUGAAUCGCAAGGAACCAUGGAACCAUGCGAUGAUCAUCAUCUGCAUCUCGGGCUAGAGUCUCAGUGUCAGGAUACCAUAGAGAAUGAGAUUGGUGAAGAAGAGGGCGACGAUCAUCACCAGCAUCUCGGGCUAGAGUCUAAGUCUCAUAAUACUGUAGAGAAUAAGAUUGGUGUAGAAGAAAUCGAUGAUCGUCAUCAGCAUCUCGGGCUAGAUUCUCAGUCUCAGGAUACUAUAGAGAAUGAGAUUGGUGAAGAAGAGGGCGACGGUAAUCGGCAACAUCUCGAGCUAGACACUGAGUCUCACGAUACUUUAGAGAAGUCAUCAACAUGCUACAUCAAUGACAGCAACGAGAAUGAGGCACCAGAAGAGGAGGAUGAUCACAACCAACAAUAUUUUGAAGAAAGUAAUGAUUAUGACUGGUUCAGUAACAUAUCUCGGCCUAAAAGUUAUUGGGAAAGCUUAAGGAAAGCAUGGUACCAUGAAGUGCUUAACACAGCCCCAAAAAAUGAAGAUAUACGUGAGCUAGUGAAAAGGGGAAGAGUGUCAACUUUACUCGUAAGCGAUUUUCGAGAGAGCAUGGACCAGUUGUUGACUUGCCGUAUACAAAUACAAACAGAUUUAGCUGAAAAUCAACAAGAUGUUGAGGAUAUGGAUGGAACGAUAUCUAGGAGAAGAGUUUCGAAUUUACUUUGUAGUGAUUUUUUAGAGAGAAUGAAACGAUUAGUGACUUCUCGUGCACAAGUUCAAGCAGAUGGAGCUGAAUGCAGUCAGCAAGAGGUUGAGGGUAAGGAAGAAUCAAUCCAACCGAUGUGUUGCCUGCAGACUAAUUUUCAUCCGGAAGGUGAUCAGGGUGAAGAACAAGAAUAUGACGACGACGAUGAUGACCAAGACGAAGAAGAAAGUAGCUCAAGCAGCCAUCAAUGUCAUGAAGCCAAUAACUUCUCCCAUCAUUGCUCAUCAUCUUUGCAGAUGCCUUCACCGGAUGUUAUGGCGAUGAGGUCAUGGAGUUCUCAAGAUGAUAACGAAACUGGGAAAGAUUAUGAACGUGGUGCAUCUGAAUUUUCACCUCCACCCCAACAAUCUCAAGCUCAGUGUUUUCAGGAUGCUAGUCAGUCGUCUUCUUCCACGAAUCGUCCCUCACUCGAAAUGGAACUCAUAUAUGAGUUAAGAGGGCAUAUAGAGCAACUUCACCGUGAGAUGAGUGAGCUAAGAAAAUCAUUUCUGAGCUGCAUGGACAUGCAGAUGAAAAUGCAACAAUAUUCCUUCGAUCGGAAAGUUCAUUCGGUUGAAGAGGAAGUAAAAAAUUCAACAGAUAAAUUAUCAUGGAAACGCACUUGUUGCGUUUGCUACGAAAUGCAGGUGGACUCAUUAUUGUACAGAUGUGGACACAUGUGCACCUGUUUGAAAUGUGGGAAUGAAUUGCAAAAGUGCCCACUAUGCCAAGCUUCAAUCCUAGAUGUUUUUAAAAUAUUUGUUGAC